AGAAGACGUAGGAAAGAAGAUUCUCUUGUAUAAAAAUAAACGUGGCAGCCCCACUUGCUUUCAAAAACAUGCUCUCAAGCAGUGUGGGUCCUGCUAUGAUGACCAUCCCAGAAGCUGAGCUUGGAUGAGGCCGGUGCAUUAUGUACAGUGUAGAAGACCUCCUGAUUUCUCAUGGAUACAAGCUGUCAAGAGAUCUUCCGGCACCACGUGAGGGGCGCAAUGAGGGGCGCCAGCCAGAGAGGACAAGAGCGAGAGUAGGCCAUGGCCUGCUGAACGGGUGUGAGGAUGGCCCUGCAGCCCUCCCACACAGUAAGGGGUCCCUGGGGACAGGACGUAUGAGUGAUUCUGAAAAUGACCGCCAUGCACUGAGAGCCGGUGGAGAGCCCCAGUGUGCCUCUGCUGCAAGGAUGUCUGAGGAAGGGUUUUAUCAUCACCCCAUGCUGGCAUGGUCCUCUCAGCACCAGAGUGGUCAUAAGCACGUCUAUUGGAGAAGAGGACAGGAGGUCAGUGGCUUGCUGGGUCCGAGAGACCGAGAAGACCUGGAGGUCAGAGGAGUGGCCCAAGCCCUCAAUCUGCCCAUCCACACGAGGGAGGGCCCAUGGGAAGUUGGAGGAAGGACAGAGAAUGUGAUGAAGAAGGUGGUUUGGGAGGAAGAGUUGAGAACGGCAGGUCCUGCCAAGUGGCGGAAUGUGAACCUGGAAAGCUGGAACCAGCCAAGGAAGUUAGGAAGGCAGAUGUCUGAUGGUGACAGGGAGAAACUGUUUCAAGAUCUGAACCCAUUUAUGGGAGGAGAACACGUGUUGAAUUCCCAAAGCAAAGGGAAAUCCCGGUCUUUGCCUAGAGUUCUCUCCCCCAAGAGCCUGAGUUGCAUGGAAAUUCCGUUCAGUGAUGGGCAUUUAUCAGGUGUCCCUAAAAUGCCAUUUUACCCUCCAGAUUAUGCACCAAAUUUGGAAUCCACAAGGAACCCUGAGAAGGGUGGCUCCUUGGUCCCUUUACUGUGGCCAAAAUUUGGGAGACCCCUCAAGCCUCCAUCCUAUGACUCCUACCAACACUCCAGGGGAGGAGUGGAAAAUAGCGACGAUCUGGAGAGCCAACAGACAGAUCUGAGUGUUUCCUACAUGCCCAAGACUAGCGACUCCAGGCAGGAGGUCGGCCUGCCCGACUCUGGUUUGGAGCCUCCAGUGUACGUGCCUCCACCAUCGUACAGGUCACCACCCCAGCACAUCAUCACAAACCCCUACUUGGAGGAUGCGGCCCCCAGGCAUGUGUGUGAUGGUCGCUGUCAUCCGGUUGAGGAGGCUGCUGCCAGCUGCCAGCUUCCUUCUGGUUCCCUUGGGACUGGAAAUGAAUGUGGUGUAGGCCCACUCACUCCUCAAAAGUUCCCGCAUCAGCCCCAUCGCAUCACUGCUUACGACGGCUCUGUUGAGUAUAUUCCCUUUGAUGACCCACGGAUCCGACAUAUUAAACUGGCCCAACCCCAGGGCUUCUGUGAAGAAACAAAGGUGGAUGAGAAAUUGUACAACUCUGUUCCAGUCUCUGUCCCAGAGCCAGCUCAUGGAAACAUGCACCAUGAUGGUGCUGUUUUGAACCCACAGAGCAUCAUGCCCCCGUCAGGGAGUGAGAAAGGCCCUACCCUUGUGGAUCUCAGCCCCCGGUGGCUGUGGGGCCAGAUCCCCAGGGAUGGAGAAAAUGGUGGCUUUCCUGACCAGAGAGACCACUGUGUUAUGAGAGGACAGUGGCCUGAUGUGAGAGGCAGCCAGCAUGGACAAACAGGAAGCCAAGUCCCCUCCCCAAACCCACAGGGAGAGAGUACCUGUGAAACCCAAACCAAGCUCAAAAAGUUUGAAACUGGGAUUCAGACCAAGAAAAGUUCAAAGAAAAAAAUGAACGAGACGAUAUUUUGUUUGGUUUCCAUCCCAGUGAAAUCAGAAUCACAUCUGCCAGAUACAGAUACGAACAACAAUGACUUAAAACAGAAUGCUGAUAAGAAGCAUGGGCCUGAUAAGGGCCCGGCUCUGCAAGAACAAAGUCUGCUGAGCAUGUCUUCCACCGACCUGGAGCUGCAAGCUCUCACAGGAAGCAUGGCUGGGAGAACAGAGUUCCAAAAACAAGAUCUGGGGAAACCAGAAGAAGACAAACAAACAGAUGACCUCAGAUUCAUUCACCCCAUGAAACACAGAGUACUCCAGCAUUCUGGCUCGUGGCCAGGGCACCAGUACAAAGAUAAGCAAACACAAACCACUUUCACAGAAGAAUCCAAAAGCCUGCAGCCCCCCACUGCUGAGAAGUUGGGAGAGUCACCUAAUGCAGUGCUGACUCCAAAAUUUCUAGACCCUACUGCCUCCGAAGCUCAGAUGCACAUGGCAUUAGAUUCCAGUGACCAAAACCAGAGGCCAAACGUUCAUCACCUAAAAGGUCAAGUGUCCCUCAACCCUUCUAGCUACAGUGCUUUUUCAAGGACUUCCUUAUUCACAAACCAGGCCCCUGUGCCAAAAGUGGGCCAGAGCCAGCCCUGCGUGGAUGACUGUGGACGUGGAGCCAGCCGUGUGCCCAGAGGAGAGGUAGUGAAGGGGGCAACCACAGGUCCAUGCAAUAGUCAACAGCUGUUUGGUCAGUUUCUUUUAAAACCAGUUAGCCGCCGUCCUUGGGAUUUGAUAAGUCAGUUAGAAAGUUUUAAUAAGGAGCUUCAGGAAGAGGAAGAGAGCAGUCACAGCAGCAGUGGCAGUGAGAGCAGUGAGACAGAAUGGCAGCCAGAGGGCCAUCCUGCCUGCACACUCAGGAAUUUGGGCUUCAGUGAAGACAGCCAGGAAAGGAGAGCGGAGGAACCUCCAAGGAGGCUGGUGCCACAGGAGCCUGUGUUUAGGUCAGGAAGAGUUAAGAGUAAGUCUGAGAGUUGGAGUGAGGAGCAGAAGCCUACCACCAGCCACCAGGGUGCUUGUCCUCAGUGCCCGGGCCCCUCACAAGUGGAGGGCAGCAGAGGGGAAGUGUUGCUGUCAACACAGGGAAGCUUGAUUACAGAGAGGAGAAACCAGGAGAUUGGGAAAAGAAUAAAAGAUCUAGCAGUCAGCCCAGGUCCUGUGAAAAGAAUCACAUCUUCUAGGUCAAAUGACAUUGUGUCUUCAUCUGAUUUAGCUGAACUGAGGGAGCCCCAGGAAAGGCAGGAACACCCUGGUGUUUUAAAGUCUGUGGAGUGGAGCAAAGCAGAACCCCCCAAGCCUGGUGGUGGGGAGGAGAGGAGCACGGUGGUCCCACUCUCUCUUGCCAGCAAACCUCUCCAACUCUCAGUACCAGAUUUGAGGUCCGUGGGGCUGACCCCGGCACAAGAAUGGAGUGCCAGUAAAUUAGAUGGGUGUUCAGGUGACACGAGUACAAUAGAAAUCUCUCCAAAUGAGUCCCUUCAAGUGAGGGCUGCAAGGAUCCUGGGCAUCGAAGUGGCUAUGGAGUCCCUGCUGCCGGUCGCCAGGAGAACAGGACAUAACCAGCCCCCUGAGCCUGAUGGCAGUGCUCGCAGGUUGGUGUCACCUAGGGAGGAACCAGUGUCCUGUCCAGCACAGCCAAAUGACCCCACAAUGUCCACUGAUGCCUUUUAUGGCAGGAGAAAGUGUGGCUGGACCAAAAGCCCUCUGUUCGUAGGGGAAAGGGACAGUGCCCCACAGGCUGCAUGGACUUCUGAGAGCUCAUGUGUGGACAGGGCUGUCCCCAGCAAGCCUGCUGACCCUGAGUCUCAGCCCAGUGACCUGGAGUCCAAGCCCUUAAAUCACAAGGACAUGGGGACAGAAGCACCCUUCAGGUCCACUUUGUUCCAUUUUAUAGAAAGGACUCCAAGUGUGGCAGGCUCAGAAAAGAGGCUCAGAAGUACUUCCAGAGUGAUUGAAAGUUUACAAGAGAAACUGGCAUCCCCCCCCCGGAGAGCUGACCCUGACCGCUUGAUGAGGAUGAAAGAGGUGAGCUCCAUGUCUCGGAUGAGGCUCCUGAGCUCCCGGAGUGCUGACCCCAUGGAGGAACUGAAGGCGGAGGAACUGAAGGCUGAGAGGGGUCCAGGGACUCAGACGAGAGGCCUGGUGUCUCUGAUCACUGGGGACCUGGCCCAGAAGGUGGGAAAUACAUUCUCGGUCUCCAAGGGCGCCCUCUCACUGGAAGAAAAUGGGCAUCUGGCAGCAGGAAGAGAGAAGAGCUUGGAUCAGGACUUUUGGUGCCCAGAUUCAUAUGACCCUAGCAGAGUGGAGCGGGUGUGACGAGAUGCCAGGGAAGUGCACCCACUGUGUUUGCGAAUUAAGCCUUCUGUGAUACUGUCAGCCAGUUCACCCCUGCAUCAGCUGGAAACUGCUGGCGUUAGGCCCUGUGACAUCCUUACCACCGCUAUGAGGAGACUCGACACGCCUACAGAAUCACUUUGUGGAAGUAAAGGAGUAGUCCUUUGAAACCGUCUGUUUUUAUAAAUGAAGAGUUAAUAUCUAUAUUUAGAAAAGAGUCACAUGGACUCUCCUGCGUGAUGGAUUUAGCCAAGCUGGUAAAAUGUAAAAUGUUUGGUGUUAACCUGGUUCUGUGACAAUUUGAACAUGGACAAUAGAGUGAAUGAUUUUUGAAA
This is a messenger RNA of Miniopterus natalensis, 4588 nucleotides long. It is a transcript of the gene JCAD, whose product is annotated as junctional cadherin 5 associated. Gene Ontology annotation, cellular component: adherens junction; ruffle membrane. The record is from RefSeq and is a predicted model, not a curated record. NCBI's taxonomy places the organism in Eukaryota, Metazoa, Chordata, Mammalia, Chiroptera, Miniopteridae. Gene Ontology annotation, biological process: positive regulation of blood vessel endothelial cell proliferation involved in sprouting angiogenesis.